AUGUCCGCCAAAUACGAUGACGAAGCCAAGGUGUCGCACUGGGUCGACAGUGACACUUCGCCAACUCCGCCAGAUGGUCUAGACGGUAGUGUGCAGGAGGACAACGCUUACGUCUACGACGAUUCCCAGAAGCUGGGUUACACUGCAACGGUUUUUGUCAUCUUGAACAAGAUGAUUGGAACCGGGAUAUUUUCCACACCGUCGGGUAUCUUUGCAGUUACAGGCUCCGUCGGCGUCACUCUCUUCCUGUGGAUCAUCGGUGGCUUCUUGACUUUCUGCGGACUUUCCGUCUUCCUGGAAUUCGGAUUAGCUAUUCCCAGAUCGGGCGGCGAGAAGAACUACCUCGAGCGUGUCUACCGUCACCCCAAGUAUGUUGCAACCUGUGUCUUGGCAUCACAGAUGCUUUUGCUGGGGUUCUCAUCAGGCAACUCUUUAGCCUUUGGCCGCUACGUACUACUCGCUUCAGGCUCAGAAGCGCCUGACGGCUGGGCUGCACGUGGAAUCGCCAUCGCCUGCAUUACUUUCUCCGUCAGCUUACAUGCAACCGCACCGAAAUGGGGAAUCCGUCUUUUCAACGUUUUGGGGGUGUUCAAAGUGAUCAUACUCUUGUUCAUCAUAUUUUCUGGUUUCGCUGCCUUGGCGGGCCACCUUAAAAUUGACAAGCCUCAGAAUUUUGAAAACGCCUUCGCUUUGGAGAUUGGAGAUGGCUACGGUGGCGGAGGAGUUUAUGCAUACUGCCAGGCCCUUCUUCGCAUCAUCUAUUCCUACAAAGGGUGGGAGAAUGCCAAUUAUGUACUUGGAGAGAUACGAAACCCCAAAAAGACGCUCGCCUGGUCUGCUCCUUUUGCGAUUGGCGGCACCACAAUUCUCUAUGUCCUCGCAAACGUAGCCUACUUUGCCGCAAUUCCCAAAUCCGACCUGGCCAAAAGCGAAGUCAUCGUCGCUGGCCUCUUCUUCCGCAAUGUUUUUGGAAACAGUGCUGGAGCGCGCAGUCUGCCCGCCUUUGUCGCGCUCAGCAAUUUGGGCAACGUUCUUGCCGUCAGCUUUGCACACGCUCGCUUGAAUCAAGAGUUCGCAAAAGAGGGUCUACUACCAUGGAGCCGAUUCUGGGCUUCGAACAAGCCGUUCAAUGCCCCUGCGACAGCACUUUUCUUGCAUUGGCUCAUCACCGUCAUCGUCUUGGUAGCUCCUCCUGCCGGCCCGGCAUACAACUUCAUCACCGACCUGUACACCUACCCGGGCGCCUGGAUCAACGGCUUUGUCACAGCCGGUCUCAUCUACCUGCACUACAGCAAAAGCGAGCGAUGGGAGUCACCAUGGCACACAUACCUUCCCGUGGCCGUAAUCUAUCUCGCCUCCAACAUUUUCCUCGCGUUGGUGCCCUUUAUCCCUCCAGAUGGUGAUUGGAAUGCCGAAGGCUAUCCGUACUACGUUUUCCCUGUGGUCGGCGUUGCUGUUCUACUGCUUGGUGUCGUCUACUGGUUUUGCUGGACCAAGGUUUGGCCUAAGCUCGGUGGAUACAAGAUUGUUACUGAAAGAUACGAAGACACUGCUGGUAAUGAGCAUGUCCGCUAUGUCAAGUUGUAUACGAAAAACGAAUAG
This is a messenger RNA of Plenodomus lingam JN3, 1602 nucleotides long. RefSeq lists its product as uncharacterized. Gene Ontology annotation, biological process: amino acid transmembrane transport. The record is from RefSeq and is a predicted model, not a curated record. NCBI's taxonomy places the organism in Eukaryota, Fungi, Ascomycota, Dothideomycetes, Pleosporales, Leptosphaeriaceae. Gene Ontology annotation, cellular component: membrane. Gene Ontology annotation, molecular function: L-amino acid transmembrane transporter activity.